UACCCGGGGUAAGGAGCCAGGUAAGGCCGCCGGGUUUGGGGCGGUAGCGGUUCCGGGCGUAGAGGGUGAGGGAGCCGGGGGUGAUGACGGGUGUUGGACGUGUCGGCCAGGUGUCGGACGUGGCGGCCAGGUGUCUGGUUUUCGCCAUCGCUGUGGGCGUCCUCAUGUUCUGCCGCCGUGGCGGCGGUGGCGGUGGUGACAGCGGUGGUGGCGGCCGCGGCAGUUCCUCCGGCAUGGGCGGUCGGUUCGGCGGCAGGGGCGCGCUGGCGAAGGAAGCGGUUAAGUGUGCCCCAGUCAACGGCGGUGCGGUCCGGAGUGAGGAGCUCGCGGAAGUCGCUGGUGAGUUCAAGGAGGGGUUGAAUCAAUCGGAAGGGUAGGGCCUGUUCCGUGUCGGCGCCUGGCGGCGCGGUGCGUGUAAGGAGGGCCGACAGACCGUGGAGCGUGGUGUGGUAUGCGCUGCCCUUUUGGGUCAGCUCCAGCCCCGCGUCUUUGAUCAGCGAGAGUUGUCGUAGGUUGGUGUAAAAGCGGCAUUGCGUGUGGAGUUGAUCUGCGGGCACUCUCUGUGCCACACUGUGUUGCAGGUGGAGCAUGGCGCGGGUGACGGCACCCAGUCUGCCCCCAUCGUUUAAGGCCUGGACGAGGGCCUUGCCUGCGCGGCGGACAUAUAGCUCGCGGAUGCUACCUACCCCCAGGCCAAGGGUGUUAGUGGGCUGGAGGAUAGCGCGGGUGGGGAAGCCGCGUUUCAGGCCGUAGCACAUCUUUGCAGUGCUUGCAAUGAGCGCAUCGAGGCUGGCCACGUCGUGUGUGCUGUACGGCAUGAAUGGGAGGCUGUAGGCCACUGCUGGGUGGAUGGUGCAUUGUAUCAUCCGGAGUUUCUGGUCCGGUGUGGCGAGUGAUGUGGCGAUGCGUUGCCCUCGCUUCUUAAUUUUUUCCCGGAUGUACUGCACUUGUGCACUCCAGUCUAGGGUAGGGGUGAUGUGGAUGCCAAGGUAUUUGUAGGAUUCAUGGGGGGGCUUGUAUGGGAUAGCGGUGCCAUCUAUGCGGAUUUGGCCUUCAAGCAUUCUGGCGAGCGCUGCCUGGUGGGGCUUGCUGCGGGGGCCACCGAGGGUGGGAUCGGCGCGGGCGCGGCCGUGGAGUAUGCCUUGUAGUUGGCAUUUGGAGACGUUGACUUUGAGGCCGCCCCAUGCUGCGUAUUUCUCAAUUUUUUCAACUUGGAUUCGUAGGUUUGAGAUUUGGGUUGUGGCGGUGACUAAGUCAUCGGCGAAGGCGCCUGAGCUGAGGUUGUGUUUAUCAUUCUCGGCUUUGGUGAGACAUCCGUAUUGGUAUCCGCGCCCGCCAACAUGGAGCCACCGGAGCAACGGUUCAAUAAAGAUGAUGAACAGUAGUGGUGACAGGACAUCGCCCUGUACCGUGCCGCGUUGGAUAGGGAUAGGGGGUGUGGUUCCAUGUUCAGUGCGCACGCUGGUGGCUGCCUUGCCGUAUAGGUCCCGUACCACCUCAAUCAGAUCGGUGGGGUAGCCUAGGUCGUGCAUGACAAUGAGCAGUUUGUCGUGGUCUAUCGUGUUGAAUGCGGAGGUAAAAUCAAUGUACAGUAGGAAGAGGUCGCGUCCGGUGGUGGCGGCGUCUUCUAUGGCAUGGAGUAGAUUUUGGACUUGCCGCUCGGUAUUGCGGCCUCUGAGAAAGCCUUCUUGUGACUCCGUGAAGAUGUGGGCUUGUUCGCUAAACAGGGCGGCAUUCACAGUGAUGAGGGAGGUAUACAGCUUGUAGAGGGUGUUCGCCAGCGCAAUGGGCCGCUUAUUCUGUAUCAGCAGGGGGUCUCCUUUUUUGGGUAAGAGGACGGUGUCGGACUGUGUCCAGUGUGUAGGGAUGUGCGCUUUUACCCACAUGAGAGUCAUGAGUUGGUGUAUGGCUGUUUGUAGGCUGGUGGGUAUUGUCUGGAGUAGUUCGUUCGGUAUUCCGUCGGGUCCCGGGGCCUUGCGGCGAGACAGGUGGUUGACGCAGCCAAAGAAUGUGGUGCUGUCAGCAAUACCUGGCAGUAAGGUGGCGGGUGCGUCGGUUGGCUUAGAUAGGGCCGGCAUUCGGUCGGGUGCGUCGGGCCGGCUCCAGGGGCACUGUUUCGCGCUGUUGGGUAUGUUGUAUUGUCCUGUGCGGGGGCCGUUGAUGGGUAGGAGUUGGGCGGUGAAGUGCUGGUGGAUGCUGUUUAGAAUUUUUUCGGGCUUGGUGUGGACUUCUUUGGUGAUGGGGUCAGUGAGGGCGGGCGUGCCACGUGGCUGGUCCGUCUCAUCAAAGAUCUUCUGGUGUGCACGCUUUGGCUGUGUUGCAACCAGUCGUCGGAAGGCGCGGGCUGUACGUUUGGUAUUGAGUUUUCUUGCUUCCUUUUUUGCGGUGCGAAGGAGGGUGCGUGCGUUGAGUAGCUGACUCCUGAUGGCGGUGGGUGUGUCCUCGUCUGCGGGGGCCGGGGCAGGUGUGGGGCUGGUGGUGUUGGGCGGGGGCGUCGGGGUGGGGUGAGGCGUGGCGGUGGGUGGGAUGGCGCCCGCUGCGUUUGUAACAGUAAGGGCGGCCGUGAGUUUUUUCUUUGAGCUGGCGGGUGGCAUUCAGGAGGCGUGUCACGGUUUUGGACGUGUGGCGUCGUGGGCUUGUAGUGCUGGCACGUGGAGGUUUCUUGUCGCAGUAGGUUUUGAGAACGUCCAGGCACUUUUGGAGAAUGGUUUCGAGUGUGUUGCUGAUGGACGUGGUGUCGGCAGCACUAACUUCGGGGAGGGCACGGAACUCCGGUGGUGCGCAACUGGUAUAAAUGCUCUACUGUGCCCUUGCAUGGUCAGUGGUGCCGCUCCUUCCGCACACAGCCCCAUCCAAUGCUUGUACUUGCUCAUCUGCACGCCUGGUUGCUUGUUGUCUGAUGGGAAAGUGCUUGGCUCAGACUGCAGCCGCUCGUGCUUCCACGCCUUCAUUAGACUCUCUCGAAAGGCGGAUACUAUUUGCCCUUCAGGCAGCGGGCUACCUGCUCGGCUCUCCUCCCUUUCCGGCCUGAUCAUGUGCAUACGGCCUUGCCAUACGUCUACGCCAUGCGCUGAGAUAAAACGGAAAAGCCGUGCACACCACCCAUCUCCCUCUGGGUGUACUAACGCGUCUUGUACUUCAUCAAUUAGUGCAUCGUGAGCUAGGCUAUCCUUCUGCACGGCAAUCCUGUUGUAGAAGCCAAUGCAAAGCUUGGCGAAAAAGAAAUGGAGUGGUAGUUGUGCUAAUUCAGCAAACAGCAGGCGAUGCGAUGGUCGCUUCGUACCCACUGUCAUCCUCAUGUACUGCACUUGUAAUUUGACGGCCUC
Molecule: messenger RNA, 3326 nt
Organism: Chlamydomonas reinhardtii
Lineage: Eukaryota; Viridiplantae; Chlorophyta; Chlorophyceae; Chlamydomonadales; Chlamydomonadaceae
Exons: 4
Coding region: 84-377 (97 amino acids)
Source: RefSeq, a predicted model, not a curated record